Notothenia coriiceps (black rockcod) is the source of this 3973-nucleotide messenger RNA. Its product is annotated as insulin-like growth factor-binding protein 5. Gene Ontology annotation, biological process: regulation of insulin-like growth factor receptor signaling pathway. The record is from RefSeq and is a predicted model, not a curated record. Gene Ontology annotation, molecular function: insulin-like growth factor I binding; fibronectin binding; insulin-like growth factor II binding. Gene Ontology annotation, cellular component: extracellular region. The coding region runs from base 310 to 1113 and encodes 267 amino acids. The transcript has 4 exons. Lineage: Eukaryota; Metazoa; Chordata; Actinopteri; Perciformes; Nototheniidae.
UUGAUCAGUCUGCUCAGGAAACUUCUGCUGGAGAAAGUCCUGGAGUCCAAAACCUGAAGAGGAGAGAGAUUUUGUGCAGUAUCCCUUCUCCUGCAGAGAAGAAAAAAAAGCACAUAUUUGACUUUUUUUGCAGGGUGCACUGCAGAGCCUGUAAUUAAUGUUUUUGAAACAGAUAGCAACCCUCUUCUUGGAUAAAGACUCUUGGCUUUAAAAAAAAAAUCGGAUUAUCUGACAGAGGCAUUGUGCUCAUUAGUCUACUUUUCCCCCAUCCUCUUCGCAUUUGAGUUUUUAUGCUAAAACUGAAGAACAAUGUUUCUGAGUUUCUGCCUCUUGGUGACAUUUAUCUUGGGGCUGUCCGGGUGCUUGGGCUCAUACGUGCCGUGCGAGCCGUGUGACCAGAAGGCGCUGUCCAUGUGCCCUCCGGUGCCCGUCGGCUGCCAGCUGGUGAAGGAGCCGGGCUGCGGCUGCUGCCUCACAUGCGCCCUGUCUGAGGGGCAGGCGUGCGGGGUGUACACCGGGACGUGCACUCAGGGGCUCCGCUGCCUGCCCAGGAGCGGGGAGGAGAAGCCCCUGCACGCGCUGCUCCACGGCAGGGGAGUGUGCACCAACGAGAAAGGAUACAAACCUGCGCACCCGCCCAUAGAUCGUGAGUCUCGGGAGCAUGAGGAUACCAUUACGACAGAGAUUACAGAGGAGCUGCAGCCUGCUAAAGUGCCACUCCUUCCCAAAGACAUUGUGAACAGCAAAAAAGUCCUCGCGCUGCGCAAGGAGCAGAGGAGGAAGCUCGGCAAGCAGCGCUCCAUUGGCUCCCCCAUGGACUACUCCCCUCUGCCCAUCGACAAGCAUGAGCCUGAAUUUGGUCCAUGCCGGAGAAAACUGGAUGGGAUCAUUCAGGGAAUGAAGGACACUUCUCGGGUAAUGGCCCUGUCUUUGUACCUUCCCAACUGUGACAGAAAAGGUUUCUUCAAGCGCAAGCAGUGCAAGCCAUCCCGCGGACGCAAACGAGGCAUCUGCUGGUGUGUGGACAAGUACGGCGUUCAGCUCCCCGGCACAGACUACAGCGGCGGGGACAUUCAAUGUAAAGACCUGGAGAACAGCAACAACAACGAGUGAAAAAGGGAGGACCACCCUUGACCCCCACCCCCCCUUGAACCCUAACCACCACGUGACCCAGGGCCCACGCCUCCCCUCUGUAUCACAUCUGUAUGCUCCGCCCUCCAUUCACUUCAAGAUUUUUUCAAGUUGAAAAAAAAAAAGGAAGAAAAAAAUCCAAACGAAAGAACAGGCUGAAAAAAAGACACCUGUAUUUGUUUUCUUUUAUAUUCUUGUGUUGACCAAGUACUCAUCUCUGAAUGAGCGGAACAGUCCCAGAAGAUUUACUCGAUCUCUUGACUCUUGCCCAUGGGACCCUUUUGUCUGAGGCCGGUCCCCUGGUUGCAGAUCAAUGAAAAUAUAUGCACAUUACGGAUAUAUUUUUAUGGAAGCUGGGGGUUUCAAUACUUGUAUGAUGUAAACUUAUCGCAAAAUCAUUGUGAAGAAAAAGAUGUAUCAGGCACAUUGGUUGAAAACAGAUCAGUUUUAGGCUGUGCAACAUGAUGCCACUGUGGAACUGAAAAUUGGGUUUUAUUUGAAAAGGAACAAAUAAUAGAUAGGGAUAUGCUGUAACAGUUGACUCUAUCUGGGUAUGUGGUUCUGUCAGAGCACUUAUGAAUAGGGGAACCUGCUUAGAUAUGUGUAACUUCACAAAAUGAUGUGUGCAUGAAUGCUUGGAUGUGUACAGUGCGUGCGUGUGGUAUGUAUCCGCCUGUGUUGGUGAAUGAUGGAGUGAGCCUACUAUGAAAAGAAUGUCCUUUUUUUUCUUUCUCUUUUGUUUGAUUUUGUCACAACAAGUAUUGCUAGCGCUUGAAGUGGUCUAGGGGCUGGCCUUCUCUUUAACUGAUGUAAAGUUUGUCUCGGGACACUGAUUGGAGGAAACAAAAGAGUAAAGCAGAUCGUCACAGAUGAACCUAUGUUAAGUGGCUCUUCGACAAUGUAGCUAGCCUGAUAUGCCAACUGUGCCUAUUGAAACAGACACUGCCAUGCAGGGCGACACAGAGCUCAGAGUCGGGCCAGUUGCUUCUCUGAUCCAGUUUUGUGAAGUGUAGUUUCGUAUGGUUUUUGUUUGUGCUGUUUUCUUUGCCUUCAGUGAAGUAAAGACCGCCCACUUUUGAGCCAUGUUCCUUAUCAAGUGGUUUCCCCUCAGUACUGCUUCUACAGUGUAACCAUGGUGUAUUACUUUUAAAUAUAGUUAUUGAAUGUUGUUUUUCUUCCUGUAGAAACAUAGUAUGACAACAAUGUAAUUGUGCUUGGAACAAAACAUAUUUUAGCCUGUAAAGAAUUUGAAUAGGUCCUUGUAGCCUUGUCAUGAGAAUGACCCAGAGUCUUUAGACUACAGGGCGGUCAAACAAGCUAACACUCUGCAACCCUUUGCUAACAUGCUUCCAUGCUAAGGCUAUAUAUCUAAAGGGAGCAUGAUUUAAUUAAAAAGGUUACAGGUUAUAACAGGGUCAUUAAGUAGAGUUGUUCUCUCUCUGUGUGCAAGUCACAGUGCCUUCCUUCAUGCAAAUACAUUUAAAUAGUGACGUGAAAGUGACAUGGAUAUCAAACGGGGCAAUUUCCUCUUUAGGACAGCCAGCCUGUGCCAGGGCUGAUACAGCGAUCAAGAGGUCUAUGUUUUAGUUCUGGUUAGGAGAAGAACAAUGAAUGUCCUUUAAAUGGCGUCAGCAACGCAUAGCAAAUCCAUUAGUAAUCUUUGUACCUCGGGGCAAUUCUGGAUAAGAAUGAUGUUUGGGGAGAUGCUGUGGUAGCACACUCAGUUAGCCUCCCUUAACUCUUUCUUUGACAACCAAUAAGCUAUGAUUCUUGCUUUUUUCAUGUAAAUGCCAAUGUAUAUGAUUGCCAGAGAGGGGAAGCCAAUGAAUGUUGAAUCAAGUAUUUCAGAAAUGCUAUGUACAUCCUCAAUGGCUUCCGGUUGUGAAUCAAGGUUCUUUGCCCCACUUCCAACACCAAAUCCCCACUACCACUUUCGAAAAAAGAAAAAAAAAGCAGCUUGCACUUAUUUCAGUUACUCAUUAUUGAUAUUGACACACAACGACAUCCUUAGAUGUGGUAUCAUGAAGUUGGUGGAACGGAAAAAAAGUAAUAAAAAAAACAGCCAUAAAAGCUAAAUGUUGGGUUAUCUUGUGCUUACCUUUUAAAGGUGGUGCUUUGAGGUGAUUUUUGUCGACAGGGGCUGUGCAGCCCAUGCCUGGGACCUCCAAUACAGCAACACCCUUUAGGGAAAAAUAGAUUUAAAGUAACACGCAGCUAGAGAUGUUCUCAUGGCCAAUUGCACAGAGAGUUGAGAUAAAAGAGACGGAGGGGAAAGGGUAGAAGAAGAGUGAGCGCCAUGGGCCUAGCCACUUCCCCGAUAUGGGGUCACCAAUUGCAUGACAUUAGAAACAGUUAGCAGGACAGUUGACAGGAACCACGGAAAUCUGGGGAAUACAAUACUUUAACCAGGAGCACUUUGAUACUCUUGAGCGAAAAACAAGGGAAUAUCUGGGACCGUUCACUAUCCGGAUCAAUCAUCUCUGUGAAUACUUCAAUGUUCCAUGUGUUUCUUUACUCUGUUGUUUGGAUUACAGGUGGAGGUUCAGUCUUAAAAAAGUCUAAUAAUGACUUACUGUUCCCCACGCCUGUUUGCGAGUAGUGACUUCCUCAGGUUUCUCAUUUCCGACUUGGUUUAAACUCAUAUUUCAUACUUUUGUAGUACAGUAACAACAAUACAAUACAACUUUUUUCUGAGUACAUAACACUUUCUGGAUGUAAUGAGUCAAUACAAUUGGUUUUCAUAAUUUGGUGAUCACUGGCUUGUGAAACGGACCCAUCGGUGGCAGGAGGACAGUGGGAAAUUAAAAUGGUCAGUAUUUGGAACUACAACUAAAACGAAUAA